AGUAAUUGACUCAUCGGUUCACACGAUGCAGCAUUUGAAACUAGCACUGGGGGAAGUAAGCUACAUUUGACAUGAAUAUCGCUGAUAACGGUGUCCCUUCUGUCCAUAUUGAUGCCGCAAAGAUACUGGAUAACCUCGUUUACGAACUCGGGCUGCCGAAGGAAGUGGCGGAUCUUAGAUCGAACGUUUCUUUCGAUGGAGGCGAACCCUUCCUCCCGUUGCCCCAAAGCCAAGCCGCAUCUUCGGCUCUGCAUGGUCUGCUGGCCAUCGAGGCAGCUCGCGUUCUUCAGCUUCGCGGAGCUACCAAAGUGCCCCAAAUCUUCAUUAACACGGAUCAUGCCUCUCUGUAUCUUGCUGCUUUUGCUAUGAGCGCCUUGGAUGGGCAUCCUGUCUCUCCUUCCUAUCUGAGCCUCGUAAAUGAAGAAGAGACCACUUUGCUUCGUCAAGAAACUAUGAACGUUUACAAGACUAAGGACGGGCGUUUCUUCCACACGCAUUGCUCCCUGAAUGCAUCGAGUAUGCUUAAAUUCAUCGGGCUUGAUCCUGACCUCGUUGUCAAAGACAUCGAGGAAGCGAGGGAGGUCAUCGGGAAAGAAUGCUUGAAGUACACUGCUGAGGAACUUAGAGUGCUGUGUCAUUCGAAUGGUAUGGUUGGCGAAAUCGUACUGCAGCCAGCGGAGUUUGACAAUUCCGACCAUGGAAAGAUCAUCAACUCUCUUCCGCUUGCGAGAUUCAUUGAUAUAGAGAGCUCCAACCCUGGACCUUCUCCCUUACUGGGACUACCAUCAACGAAUUCUAGACCUCUAGAGGGCUUCCGCGUUGUGGAACUCACCCAGGUCAUAGCAGGCAGCCCUGAUUAUAACCUAAAUAUACGCCCCGUCCACAUUGAUCUACGCUCGAAGAAAGGUCAAGAGCAAAUGGGUCAUUUGCUGGCAUCUGCAGACAUAUUCUUGCAAGGUACUGUCCAAUCAUAUGCAAUUGAAAUGAGACCUGGGGCCAUGAACAGGCUUGGUCUCUCGCAUGGACGGCUUGCCGAGCUCGGUAACAAAAGAGGAAACCCUUAUAUCAUCGUGGACGAAGCGUGCUAUGGUGGUCAGAUCGCUGAUGGGCUGAGCGGCGUCGCAUGGGAGACCGGUGUAGCAUCUGGAUUGGACGAACCGGUCAACCCCUGCUUGCCGAUAUCCGACUAUUGCACAGGCACCUUAUGUGCAGUCAUGGCGGUUUUGGGUCUCGUGAGACGUGCCGAACCUGGGAAAUUUGGGGUCAAGGGCAACUCGUUCUUUUCUCCAAUUUCACUCACAGCGUUAGACGCUUGGUUGAGACGUCAGGGUCAAUAUCCGGUUUCGUACGUGCGGGAAAAGCAUGCAUUGCAUGGCUUCAGGUGCGAUACGGGUUUCGGGCCUAUGCUUUUUAAGACGCUUCAAGUGAAGUUAACCCAGGAUCCAUUGUAUAACCGGCCGGGAUUCUACAACGUCAUUGAGCAUGCGCUGUUCGAAGGUAGGGCUCGAGUAACAGGACAACCACGCCGCGAAGAGGGAGGCAAGGGUGUGAAGUACAUAUGUCUUGGUCCAGUUAUCAAGUUUGACGGGAUCGAUACCAGCUACAUUAGUACCGCGCCAUGGGGCUACUUUCGACCUGGCUGGAGUGAAGAAGAUGCGGAUGCACUUGAGGAGGCACUCCAGGAAAUUCCGUGAGUGGAGAUGUGGAUUGGUAUCUAGGGGACAUUCUGCUCUUCACUGGACGAUACACUCGAUGUCAAGCAAGAGCCUUUGAGUCUCAGACCCGUGACCCCAACAGUGGAGACCCC
Cantharellus anzutake is the source of this 1807-nucleotide messenger RNA. RefSeq names its product CoA-transferase family III domain-containing protein. Lineage: Eukaryota; Fungi; Basidiomycota; Agaricomycetes; Cantharellales; Hydnaceae. Gene Ontology annotation, molecular function: catalytic activity. Bases 72 to 1694 code for a protein of 540 amino acids. The record is from RefSeq and is a predicted model, not a curated record. The transcript has 8 exons.